AUCCGGUGAGGCUGUGCGAGCUUCGCUCUGCUGCUGCUGCUGCUGCUGCUUUCAUUGCAAAGGAAUGUCGCUGCUAUUCGUCUGUGGAGAUGGAGGGCUGACGGACGACCUGAGGGGGACAUGUCACGACUCCAAUGCCCGAUCUUAUUAAAGUACCAUACUCCCGAAAAACAUGAUGGUUGUUAUAUCCACUCCUGAUUUUCCAGACUCUAACCUUCUAUAAGUGCUGCUGAAAUCCAACUUUUAGACAUUUGUGUUUGGACACCAUGCACUCCUAAACUGUACUACAAUCUGGAUACUGGACUGCACUUUUUUACGUUUCGUUUGACAAAUUACCAAGGGAUUUCCACUCUUCUUUUGGAUAUUUGAAGUGAACAUUUGUGAAGAUGUUUUCGGCAUUAAAGAAGCUGGUGGGGUCGGAGCCCGGGCAGCUCAGGGACAAGAAUAUUCCAGCAGGUCUUCAAUCCAUGAACCAAAGUUUGCAAAGACGAUUUGCAAAAGGAGUGCAAUAUAAUAUGAAAAUUGUCAUUCGAGGCGACAGAAACACUGGCAAAAGUACUUUAUGGCAUCGACUACAAGGGAAGAAGUUUGUGGAGGAGUACAUUCCCACACAGGAGAUCCAAGCCACCAGUAUACAUUGGAAUUAUAAAACUACUGAUGAUGUGGUCAAAGUCGAGGUGUGGGACGUUGUCGACAAAGGCCAAAAAUACCCUCUUCCUGAAGGAAAAGGAAAAAAGCGUGGAGACAACUUGAAACUGGAGAAUGAGCCGCAGGAGUCUGAUGAGGUGGCCCUGGAUGCAGAGUUCUUGGAUGUUUAUAAGAACUGCAAUGGCGUGAUCAUGAUGUUCGAUAUCACCAAACAGUGGACUUUUAACUACAUCAUGAGGGAGCUGCCUAAAGUCCCGACCCACGUGCCCGUGUGUGUGCUGGGGAACCACAGAGACAUGGGAGAGCACCGAGUCAUUCUGCCUGAUGAUAUAAGGGAACUCAUAGCUGGAUUGAACAGACCCAUGGGAGCCUCUUACAUCCACUACGCUGAAUCCUCCAUGAAAAACGGAUUUGGUCUGAAAUAUCUGCACCGCUUCUUCAAUAUCCCCUUUCUCCAACUGCAGAGAGAAACGCUAUUAAGACAACUUGAGACAAACCAGCUGGACAUGGACGCCACUCUGGAGGAACUGGGUGUCCAACAAGAGACAGAAGACCAAAACUAUGAAAUUUUCCUUGAGAACCUGGAGACGCGCAGUAAAGGCUACGGCUCUCCCGGUCCGGCCAACGGGCAGUCCCCCUCCUCGGGCUCCCAGUCGCCUAUUGUGCCCCCCAGCGGCGCAUCCACUGGCAGCUCCAGCCCCAGCACCCCCCAGCAGCCCCCUCUACCCCCCCAGGCCCUUCCCCAGUCCCCCAGUGUCCCGGCCCCCUCGGCCUCUGCCCCUCCGGCCCCCCCUGCACCUGCGGCAGUGGUCAGUGGAGUAGCCUCUCCCUCCAUGGAGGCCAAACUGCAGGCCCAGUCUCCAGAGCACUCACAGGCCUCUGCUGCAGCCGCUCCUCAGAAAAGGAGCUUCAUGUCCCGCUGGUUCGGUUCAUCUCCUGUCCCUGAAAACACCUCUCCGGCUCCAGAGGAACCUCCUGCCCCGGUGUGCCCUGAUAAAGUCCAAAGCGUGGAUGAUUUUGUCCCUGAUGAGCGACUAGACAAGAGCUUCCUAGAGGACAGCCUGCCGUCCAAAACCAAGGUCCCACAGCCGGCUCCUACUGCAGCCGUGGACAGCGACAGUGAUGGUGAAAGAGGAAACCCCAUGGUCUCCGGGUUCCAGGACGAGCUGGACCCGGACGACUCGGUACUCAAUCUGCCCCAGCCACGGAGCCUGACACCAGGUAGAGACAUCACCCUGAGCAGUGACGAAGAGGAUGCCCUCAAAGCACCCACAAUCACAGCCGACCACGACCUGGAUAGUGAACCUGAGCUCAAGAAACCUCAGAUCCUAAACACCAAACCAAAAAGCUCAUCUAAGGCCCCAGAGUCUACACCUCCGAGCGGACCCCCCAUCUCACUGACCCUGACCCCCACCCUGGAGCAGACAUCCAGCAAAAAGAAGAGCAAUGCAAAUAAACCUGACUCUGACUCAGACCCUGAGGCACCGGUGGCACAGCAGAUGCUCUCCUUUGUCAUGGACGAUCCCGACUUCGACUCUGAGGCAUCAGAUACUCCAAAAGUAACCAAGGAGGUGUUUCCGGUGCGGGACGAGCUUCUGUCUGACCUGUCUGAUGAAGAGGUGCCGCAGGUGAAGGAGCCUCUGAAGCCCACAGUCCUGUCGUUCAAACACAAAGACCACACAGACCUGUCCUUCAAACACAAAGACGACACAGACCUGUUUGGACUGGGCUUCAGUGAGGAGCCUCCAGCCGCCAAAGACAGCAGCGACGAACAGGAAGAAAAAGAAACCAAACACUCCUCCAAAGAAAAGAAGAAAAAGAAGAAGAAAAGCAAAGAGGAGGACGAGAAAAGCAAGAAGAAACACAAACACAAGAAAAAAGAGAAGGAUGAAUCCGGAGCCUGCGACGAAAAGGACAAGAAGAAAAAGAAAUCCCGGAGUAAGAAAUCUGAAGUGGACGAGCUCGAGGACUUUCUGGGUGGGGGAACGGGGGCCGCAAAACACGAUGACGGAGACUAUGAGGAGCUCUAAAACCAGCUCCAAACAUCAUCACCGGAGACUUCUUGGAUCCACUUAUGACUGGUAUGUGCAUAAAACCGCAUCUCCAAGCCAUACGCAAUACGCAAAAGGCUCAACAUCCAGGUAACAGACUACGACCAGACUACGGAUUGGGUCUGUGUGCUUUUUGACUACAUUUCCCAUCAUGCACUACAGCCGUCACUUCCAUUGCGACCAAUAAGGGGUGAAGAGGAAGCCCAAAUGUACUGUAGAGAGACUGAAGUUUAUGUUUGGGAAAAACACAAGCCCCUUCUAAACUGCUUUUUUAAAAUAAUGGUUGUACCUAUAUUGCUGUUGAUAUCAUAACUAGUCUAUUGCAUUAAUUGUGCAUUUUUCUUUCUUUCUAAGUGCAUUUUUCUAUCAUCUGUGGCACACAUUAUUGACUAUGUAGUGUAACCCAGUGCAAUACAACUAGCUUUCAUAUAUACGUAUAUCAAUAUUCAGACCCCAACACUCAAACUGAUCAUUUUCCUCGUGUAAAACAAUGUAAAAAUUUUGGGUAUGACAUGUACCAAAAGGCAUAAUUUUUAUAUUUUGAGAGAUUUCUUUUAUUUAAAGACAGUUUACCUGAUUGUUACUGUCUUUUAAAAAUGUGUAAAACAGACCUAGUUCAUUUUUAACAGUCUGUAGCAGUCUUCACUUAUUCCUCACUUACUUUAUGCAUUCAGAGCGUGUUAAUUACUCACUGCGUUGAGUUUAUAAGCGCUUUCGUUAACUUUCAGACCAGAGAGGAGUUUUGCCGUCACAGUAAUUCUAACAGCUCUUCCAGAAGGAUCCAGAGGCGUUCCCAGGCCUGGAGAAACAAGUCCGGUCAUCCCUGUUUAGACUCCACGACCCCGACACGGAUAAAGUGGAAGAAAAUUGAUGAACGGAGUAAAUCUAACGCCGCAUUUCCUGGUUCAUGGAAGAUAAAACACCUUAUAAUUAGAUACAGACAGCACGCAGAUUUUUUAUUUUGACCCAAGAGGUGAUUUACUGGGGCAAAAGAAAUUGUACUUUUGCCCCUUUAACUUAAAUUUUUUAAAAGUUCUAAUUCAAAAAUAAUGUGUUAAAGGGACAUUACGCUGCAUCUAAAAUUUUUUGCAUAUUGACCCCAAAAUUUCCAUACUUCAUAGAAUAAAUUAGUCUCUAUAAAUAAGUAAGCCAGAGUAGUUAGCACAGAGGUUGUUGAUUCAAUCCCCUAAGCAUGCACUCCAUUUAAGAACUUUACGUCAAGGUACAUUUUGAGUUUACAAAUUCCUUCCUAAAAGCAUUUUAAAAGGGGCUCUGGUUCGGUUGUUGUUUUAUUUGAUCUACUCCUGUGAGCUGCUGUAAAUAUACGGUCACAUUUAGUCUGAAUGUCGUGUGGUGAGAGCAUGCACAAAGUGAUGACUGAAUCCUAUGUGUUGUUAUUUUCCUUUAUUUAAAUGGUCAAUGGCAGAUGUUUGUCCAGUUUUGGUGUCCUGUGUCCAAACAGUACUGAAUUACAAAUAUGUAUCUCGUCAUAACUGAAAUGACAUCCAUUUAAAGUAUAUCCAAACUAAGCAGGGAUAGUAUAAAAAUAUAAUUACUUAAAGGUGUAACUUUUUAGUUGGGAGACUGUCACCUGCAUGUUUCUAUGAAGAUGUCAUUGCUCUGCCUGGAAUGUUCCACAGCAUGACUUUAAACAGCUCUAGCUUACAUUUAUUCAAUUACAAGUGAUUUUACUUCUCAAAAAUACCAUAUUUUUCAGACUAUAAUCGCUCCAAGUCACACCAGCCAAAAAAUGAGUAAUGAACAAGAAGAAAACAUAUAUAAGUCACACUGGACUAUAAGUCGCACUUUUUGAGGGGAAUUUAUUUUAUAAAAUCACAGACCAGGAACCAACAUUUCAUGUUGAAAGACAAUUUCUAAUAAUAACAAUAGAACAGAGAACAACAGGCUGUUACGUCACAUAUGAACACUUCUUCAGAUAACUAUAACAUAAACAACAGAACAAGUUUACCAAACUCUCCAUCUCACUCCAAAGCGCCGCUUCCUCUUCUGUGUAGUUGUCGUCAGACUCGGCAUCAGUUCCCAUUAGAAUUAUUCCGGCCUUUCUGAAUCCCUACAGGGUGGUUUCGGUGUCACUGAAGUUCAGGCUUUGUCCAUUCAUCCAGUAACUUCCACGAAAGUUACAUGGUGCACCCUCCCGAUUACCAUGAAGCUGUGUUCUCCAUCCCCACUUUCCGGCAGUCCCUCACAAGUUUCUCGCUCAUUUCAAACUUUCUUUCUGCUGCUUGAUUACUGUUUUCAGCUGAAUAUGGCACUGCUUGCUGCAGGACAGUGGCUCUUUCUGCAGGUGACCUGCAGUUGAGCUCCAAGUGACAGUGGUAUAGGAGUAAUAGGAGUAGCAGAUACUGACACACAAGCCUAGAGCCUCUCGUGGCUGUCAGUGUGAAAAUUUUAAUAUCUAAGUUGCACUGGAGUAUAAGUCACAGGAAGUAUUCAAACCAUGAAAAAAGUGCAACUUAUAGUCCGAAAAAUAUAGUACUUAGAAAAAGAGACAUUCUGACUGUAAGCUGGGUUGCCUCUCCGCAGAUCUGACCUGUAACUUGGUCCGGUUUGGUCUCCAUGAAGAUAGAAAGGUUUGUGACUGUGAAACAUUCCAGACAAAACAAUAACGUCUCCAUGGAGAAAAGCGUUUGAUGGACGCUCCAUCAAAAAAGUUACACAAUGCACCUAGUUCAUUUUCAAACCCCUCAAAGACCAGUGCGGAGUGACAGUAAAGCUUACAACAACUAGCAUGCUAAUGUUCACUUCCUUAUUAUCGCACAAUAAAAUGAUUUCUAACUGGAUGCUGAUAUUACACAGCAGACUUUAACCUCAAGAGCUGCUUAUACAAAAUAUAUCUCUACUGGGACAAGACAAGUUUUCCUCAAAUACAUGGGGGGAAACAGGCCUUUUAAGUAAAGCAAUGUUGUUGGUUUUUGAGUCGGGGCAUUCCAUAUUGGCUGAAAGGAUAACCAUUGUUAUAUAAAUGGCUAUAUAUACUUUGUCUGUACAAAAAUACAUUUCAGCCUCAGACCCUAGCACUCGUCCAUAUAUUAAAUUUGGUUUAAUAUUCAUUGCCUUAUUACUUACACAAUUUCAUAUCUAUAGCAUUUGGUCUCAAUGAAGUUAAAUUGAGCAAACAGGAAACCAAAUUUAAGGAAAUGGUUAUUAGAAAUGCAGAAUCACAUGUACGUACAGUCUACGAUAUCAAACCCUCUACUGUCAUUCCAAACUGAUGUUCAUUUAAAGUAUGUAAGUUAUUCAAAGUUAAACCUAGAAAAACGUGGCUUGUCACCACUCAAAUACAUUUUAACUAUAACUUAAAGGUGCAUUGUGUACCUUUUCUGGUGUAGGGUCCGUCUAAUGCUUUUUUCCAUGGAGAUAUUAUUUCUUUACCUGGAAUAUUUCCUGGUAUGGCAUCAAACCUUUCUGUCUUUAUGGAGUUCAAACUAAACCAAGUUACCAACCAAAAAGUUACACAGUGCACCUUUUUAAACUGCUGAGUUGUUUCCGAUUUAGUUUGGAUGUACUUUUUCGACAUUUUAAACCCAGUAUCUUCCUGUUCUCAGAAAAUGCCUUAAAGGAGGUUCAAACGGCGUGUCUCAUGAAGCAUUAAAAGUGUUCUUAAUGUAAACUGUUUUUAACUGUGAUGCUCCAUAAACAAGUGCGGUGAGAUAAUUCUUGUAUUUUUCAGCACAGUUCCUCACUAACAACUUCUGAUCAGUCCAAUUGAUUUGGUCUUAUUUAUUUUUAAUUGUAAAGAGUUGUUUUUUGUUUUUUUUUGUUGAAAAGGGGACCUGAGUGGUUCUACAUCUGCAAAAAUUUUCUUAUCUUUUUUUUUGUAAAGAUGCACCGCGUUAUUUUCUGGAUCUGGGUCCGUACAUCACCUGCUUGUUUCUAUGGAUAUGUCACUGCUCUGUCUGGAAUGUUCCACAGAUCUACUUUAAACAGAUCUACUUUAAACAGAUCUACUUUACAUUACAAAAGUGGUUUUAUAGAUCCAAAAUAUGUAGAAAAACCUGUAACUUGGCCUGGUUUGGUCUCCAUGAAGACUUAAUGCUAUACUGUGAAACAUUCCAGACAAAGCAAUAGCAUCUCUAAUGAGUAAAGCAUUUAACAGACCCUCCACCAGAAAAGUUACAUAAUGUAGCUUUAACAUCUAUAGACUAUAUAUUGUUGAUAGACAUAGAUCAGCUGAAAUGCAAAUUAAAGACGUUGUACCUGAUCUUUACCCAUUUAAAAAGUAGAAAAAAAAGAAGUAGUUCUUUUUAAACUGAUCUAAAAUAAAAUAUUCCUCACCUUAACACAUUUCCAGCAUCCUGAGUACCCUGAGUAGGUUUCUGCUAACAACUCGAAUUAGAACUAGAAAUAAAAUAUAUUAAAUGCAGAAAGCAAAGACAACAAAUUUGACUUUACUCUGUGUGGAGAAAAAAUGGGUACAGCUUCUUUAAAUUGUUUGCAAAAUGUCCAAAAUGUAAAGUAUUUCAUGAAUGUCUAGAAAUUUCUUUUUUUUUUUUCUAAAAAUUAAAAAAAUAUAUAAUGUUGUUGUUGCUGUUGUUUGGAUAUUCAAUGCAAAAUUUUCGUAUGAAGUUGAUUUCCUCCAACAAAACUUUUAACUGACAUUUUCCCCAGUGAAACAAAUUCACUGGCAAGGGGAGCGCUGUUUCUAUGUCUAUCACCAGUGACUAGUCUGUUACACCAUCUGUACAAUACAAAAUGGUUGCCAGCUGUGAAACGUUCCACUUCUAAGGAUAAAUUGUAGGUAUUGUAUUUUUAGACAUGUUUUAAGUAAAAGGACACUUCUUACCAUUUUGACUCCCAUGAAUAAACCCAAAACACUCUUUUUAACAGUUUACAAAUUGUGUGUGAAACUAUGCAGCAUUGGUCCUGUAUUUUUGUGUCUUUGUCAGUGACUGAGGAUAAAUGCUGAAAGUUUCAACCUGACGCAUGAGACUCAAUGUAAAGUAAGAAAAGAAUGUAUAGGAAAUAAAGAAUAUACUUGGAGAUAUUUUAGUCCAAAAUGUUGACAAAAUUUUUACACUAGUUUCCAUGACGGUUAAAUUAGACAUCGUUUUAGACAUUUUGAGCAGGACAUUUUGGACUAAACUCUUCAUAUAUUUUUCACCCCAUAACAUGUCUCAUCUUUACACUAUGUGUGAGUUUGCCUCUGUUUGUUUUGACCAAUAAAUACAAACUUAUUUCUUCA
This is a messenger RNA of Boleophthalmus pectinirostris (great blue-spotted mudskipper), 7902 nucleotides long. RefSeq names its product RAB, member RAS oncogene family-like 6b (gene rabl6b). Gene Ontology annotation, cellular component: cytosol; nucleus. The transcript has 18 exons. The record is from RefSeq and is a predicted model, not a curated record. The coding region runs from base 387 to 2678 and encodes 763 amino acids. NCBI's taxonomy places the organism in Eukaryota, Metazoa, Chordata, Actinopteri, Gobiiformes, Gobiidae. Gene Ontology annotation, molecular function: GTP binding.